AUAAUCAAACUUAACAAAUUUACCUCCCAAUUUCAAACCUAAUAUUAAUAAUAAUCAUAAUAAUAACAACAUUUUCUCACUUUUUAUUCAAAUUCAUUUUAUCAAUUAGUAUUUUAUUUUGUUAAUAUAUAAGUAUAAAUAAUAAAUAUAAAUAUAAACACAUAAAUGCAUGGUUUAGCAUUGAGGAACUUAGAUUAAAAAAACCAAAAUGGAGUCGAUCUGGAAUCAAAAUGUGUUUCCGACUCCUGCUCGCUUUACUUACGUUCUUUACUUCGCUUUUACUUCUUUUUUCGCCAGGUUUUUGCUCGAUAGAUAUAUAUUUCAAAAAGUGUCAAUAUGGUUGCUAAGGAAACGGGAUAGUCCCAUGAAGAUAAAUAAAGCUACAAAAGCAAAGAUUGCCAAGAUCACAGAAUCCAUGUGGAAGCUUACGUAUUAUGCGACUGUGGAAUUUUGUGUUCUGGCGAUUACUUAUCGUGAGCCCUGGUUUAGAGACAUAACAAAAUGUUUUAAAGGCUGGCCAAAUCAAGAGCUAAAGUUUUCUUUAGAGCUUGUGUAUAUGUGCCAAUGUGGGUUUUACAUCUAUAGCAUUGCUGCUCUGCUUCUGUGGGAAACUCGAAGAAAAGAUUUUGCUGUGAUGAUGUCUCAUCAUAUAAUCACUGUUUUCUUAAUUGGUCACUCCUACAUCACAAGGUUUUUCCGAAUUGGGUCCUUGGUACUUGCAGUACAUGAUGCAAGUGAUGUAUUUCUUGAAGGAGCAAAAAUUUUGAAAUACUCUGGCAAGGAACUUGGUGCAAGUGUGUUGUUUGGAAUGUUUGCUUUGUCAUGGCUUAUACUUAGACUUAUUAUCUUUCCAUUUUGGAUCAUAAGAGCCACGAGCAACCAUCUUCUGGAUGCUUUAAAUCCAUCAGAAAUAUAUGAUAUGACCUUAUACUACAUAUACAAUGCUAUGUUGUUGAAUCUACUCGUCUUCCAUAUCUACUGGUGGAUUCUGAUCUUCAACAUGAUUAUGAGACAACUCAAGAAUAGAGGACAGCUUGGAGAAGAUAUCCGAUCUGAUUCUGAAGAUGACGAUUAGUUUGGAAGAUUUUGAUGAAACAAGGCUAAAGUUUAGAAGGUUAUAGUUUUAUAGAGCAGUGCAGCUAUGAUGUAUGUACUUGAGGUCUUUGAAAAUAGGGGGUUUGAUCCAUAUAUCCUUCCAAAUCAAAGAUUAGUUUCUUCUAUUCUUUCAACUCUUUUGGUAAUAGAAAAAGGCUACAAACUAAAUUUUUACA
Messenger RNA from Erigeron canadensis, 1271 nucleotides. RefSeq names its product ceramide synthase LOH2. Gene Ontology annotation, cellular component: membrane; endoplasmic reticulum. The transcript is spliced from 6 exons. The record is from RefSeq and is a predicted model, not a curated record. Gene Ontology annotation, biological process: ceramide biosynthetic process. Lineage: Eukaryota; Viridiplantae; Streptophyta; Magnoliopsida; Asterales; Asteraceae. The coding region runs from base 209 to 1075 and encodes 288 amino acids. Gene Ontology annotation, molecular function: sphingosine N-acyltransferase activity.